Molecule: messenger RNA, 924 nt
Organism: Diabrotica balteata
Lineage: Eukaryota; Metazoa; Arthropoda; Insecta; Coleoptera; Chrysomelidae
Source: the annotation of a GenBank genome assembly
AUGGAGGUAAAAACCGUUAUUUCAUUUAUUUUUUGUUUCUUUUUUGUCCGAAUUAUCGCAGAAAAUACUGAGGCAGAAUUGGAAGAUGAAGAUGAUGGAAUAUGGGCACCGCUUCUGGUGAAAUGGGCUACUAGAAAAUGCGAAGCCGGAAGUCAUAGACAAAGUAGAGUAAUGCUGAUACCAAUAUCGCCAAACUCUUUCGUUGCCGAAGAUAGGUUAACCAAUCUAACCCCGCCAGCAGAGAGUAAAGUGAUACCAGGAAAAAUUGUUAACAACUCGCCAUAUACUCCCCUAAAGCCUGUAAAAAUCAUGAAUAACAACAUACAGCCUACAGUUCCACCAAGAGUAAAACCGUCUAUAACGGGACAGAGACAGGUUUCUGAAACUGAUCUUUAUCUAUUAGGAGCCAUAGAAAAAUUGGUCUAUAAGCCUUGUCGGACCAAUUAUACAAAAGUUGGACACGACUGUUAUCAUUUCAAUAGUGCAACAGGUAGAGAACUUGACUGGAAAGCAGCUAGUAAAUAUUGUAAGAAAAUCGGUGGAUUCCUAGCUGAAAUGGAGAGUAUUGAAGAUAAUCAAGACCUGGUUACCUUUAUUCAAGCAACACAACAUUUAAGAGGCAGAGACUUUUGGGUUGGUGGUCUAAAUCCUGGUCUUCUCUGGAUAUGGAGUAAUAGUGCACGACCAGUGGCUGCACCUGGAUCUCAUACCAAUAAAGACAAUCCUUCGUCGGCUAUUCAAGGAGAAGGUCGCUGUUUGCGGCUAGCAUAUAACGCGGCGCUUCGUUCCUACAGUUACAAAGGAUCAGAUUGCUCUAUCAGAUACAACUUUAUUUGUGAACUGCCUGAAAAUACUUCCAGUAACGAAAUUAAGAGGUUAGGAAGAAGUAGAAAUAUAUUAAACGAGGAACUGAGCGAAAAUUAA